GUGCUCUCGACCGGUUAUGUUGGAUUCGAUGAAGGCACUAUUUCUUCUGAUGCUCGCGGUUUGCUAGACUCUACAAGGAGACGAUUAGAGAAUGGUACUGUCCGGACUCUGCCCCGUACUCUGAAGAUCCGUCGGCAAAGAUUAACCAUGGCUACUGCUUUCGUCUGCGAAUUAAAUACACUCAAGAAAGAAAUGAGUAUUACGAUAGAUAUGAGACUAUAUAUGGAGACUGCUUUAUUUCUUCUGGCAGCAAACAUUCAUCAGAAUCUCAGGGCAAGUGCAGGCGUGCUGUGGAAUGAGCAAAGAAGUAAUAUGGCAGGCGAAGAUCUACAGCACUGCUUCUGUCAUUUCGGGAAGGUACCUGAGUGCAUCAAGGCUAUACAU
Messenger RNA from Ostertagia ostertagi, 384 nucleotides. The record is from the annotation of a GenBank genome assembly. Lineage: Eukaryota; Metazoa; Nematoda; Chromadorea; Rhabditida; Trichostrongylidae.